AUUUAACGUGUACAUGCUAACAUGCUAGCUAGAUAGUGUGGGCUAUAACUCAACGUUUUAUAUAUUUAUCUAAAAGAAAUGUUGAGUUAGUAUAAAGUUUACUUACUAGUAGUCAUUUCUGCCUGUCAGCUCUGGAGUUAACAACAUGGGCCAUCAGCAACCAGUCGUGCAUUAAUCGUGUAUACUGAACGUGUGCAGUUUCCACAACCUUAAGGCCACUUUGGGUAUGGGCUGGCUGGCGCCGACUUGCGCAGGUAUGAAGAACAAUCCACCACAGUCCUGGGACUGGAGGGAAACAUUACCGCUUCUGUGACCUACGCUCUGGUUUCCCACAGAAAAUGAGAGGAUAACUCAUAUCCACCAACACCAGUGACAAGUAAAGAAGAGGAGGACGUUUUGAGAAUGAGAAAAGGCUGCUUUGGAGGGAGAAAAGGGAGAAUGCUUCAAAAUGUGAAAUACUCUAAAGGAGAUUCUUCUGCUACUGUUUGACAAAUGGGUCUGCGAUGCUAAUGUGGCAUUUUAGGCUCUGCAAUGUACAAGAUGUUGCUGUGUUUCUCAGCAUCACACUUUACUUAUGUCACUUAGCUGAAGCCAUCUCCAUCUAUUCUCCCCAGAGGAGCCUCACCAGGUCAGUGCAAGACGAUGUGAUGUUCUCAGUGGAAUUUAAUUGCAGUGGGAUCCCUACUAUACAAUGGACCUUUAUGUCAGGAGCGGUGAGCCGUGCUAUAGGGACUUGGCAGCCGGGGGUGUAUAUCAAUAUAACUGUGGACUACAGCAGCAGAGUGCGGCUCUAUGAAAAUGGUUCAAUGAGCCUGUCACACCUGCGGCUGCAAGAUGGUGGAUUCUAUGUGGUCACUGUCACAGACUCAACAGGAAGCAGCAAGGAUGCUGGGUUUGUCCUGAAAGUGAACGAGGUGCUGUAUGAGGAUCUUCAGUACCUGUCUGUCGCUGCAGUUGCACUGGCCUUUUGCGCUGGCCUUCUCAUGCUGGCCAUGUGGUUGCUACACAAAGCCUGCAGGAAAAUAAGGGCACGGAGACGCAAGAAGCAGAUGCCAGAAAAUGACGCAACAGAGCUGCAGCCUCUUUGAUGGACCUGUGCACCAUACCCGUCAUAAAACAUGCCUGACAAUGUUCACGCGUGUCAGUGCUGCGACACAUGGACUUGUUUUUGAAGUUGGGGUAAAGUGGAUAAAAUUAUUUUAGUUAGUUAAAGCUGUGGAGAUGGCACUGAUGAAAACCUGCAUUUUUUACUAAAUGUACAUACAAAACUCACAGCAGAUACAUUACAAAGAGUGUAAAUAUGUUUUAGUUAUGACCGUGGAAAAUAAAAUGUAUUUAUUGUUUAA
This is a messenger RNA of Melanotaenia boesemani (Boeseman's rainbowfish), 1346 nucleotides long. RefSeq names its product V-set and transmembrane domain-containing protein 5. NCBI's taxonomy places the organism in Eukaryota, Metazoa, Chordata, Actinopteri, Atheriniformes, Melanotaeniidae. Gene Ontology annotation, cellular component: plasma membrane; dendrite; axon. The record is from RefSeq and is a predicted model, not a curated record. Gene Ontology annotation, biological process: filopodium assembly; positive regulation of excitatory synapse assembly. The transcript has 5 exons. Bases 504 to 1088 code for a protein of 194 amino acids.